This is a messenger RNA of Lemur catta (Ring-tailed lemur), 1525 nucleotides long. RefSeq names its product cyclin dependent kinase 3 (gene CDK3). The transcript has 7 exons. The coding region runs from base 39 to 995 and encodes 318 amino acids. Gene Ontology annotation, biological process: protein phosphorylation; G1/S transition of mitotic cell cycle; regulation of G2/M transition of mitotic cell cycle. The record is from RefSeq and is a predicted model, not a curated record. Gene Ontology annotation, molecular function: ATP binding; cyclin binding; cyclin-dependent protein serine/threonine kinase activity. NCBI's taxonomy places the organism in Eukaryota, Metazoa, Chordata, Mammalia, Primates, Lemuridae. Gene Ontology annotation, cellular component: cytoplasm; cyclin-dependent protein kinase holoenzyme complex; nucleus.
CUGGAGGGGGCGGCAGGGGUGCUGGGUGUGGGGUGCGAAUGGCCGGCACCGUCUGUUUCCCAGGCAGCUCUGCCGACAUGGAUGUGUUCCAGAAGGUAGAGAAGAUUGGAGAGGGCACCUAUGGGGUGGUGUACAAGGCUAAGAACAAGGAGACAGGGCAGCUGGUGGCCCUCAAGAAGAUCAGGCUGGAUUUGGAGACUGAGGGCGUCCCCAGCACCGCCAUCAGGGAGAUCUCCCUGCUCAAGGAGCUGAAGCACCCCAAUAUCGUCAGGCUGCUGGACGUGGUGCACAAUGAGAAGAAGCUUUACCUGGUGUUUGAGUUCCUGAGCCAGGACCUGAAGAAGUACAUGGACUCCACCCCAGCCUCCGAGCUCCCCCUGCACUUAGUCAAGAGCUACCUCUUCCAGCUGCUGCAGGGGGUGAACUUCUGCCACUCUCAUCGGGUCAUCCACAGAGACCUGAAGCCCCAGAACCUGCUCAUCAAUGAGUUGGGUGCCAUCAAACUGGCUGACUUUGGCCUGGCUCGAGCCUUCGGGGUGCCCCUGCGCACCUACACCCACGAGGUGGUGACACUGUGGUAUCGUGCCCCUGAGAUCCUCUUGGGCAGCAAGUUCUAUUCGACGGCUGUGGAUGUCUGGAGCAUUGGUUGCAUCUUUGCGGAGAUGGUGACCCGCAAAGCCCUGUUUCCUGGUGACUCUGAGAUUGACCAGCUCUUUCGUAUCUUUCGCACCCUGGGGACACCCAGUGAGGCCACGUGGCCUGGAGUCACCCAGCUGCCUGACUAUAAGGGCAGCUUCCCCAAGUGGACCAGCAAGGGGCUGGAGGAGAUUGUGCCCAAUCUGGAGCCAGAGGGCAAGGACCUGCUCAGGCAACUCCUGCAGUGCGACCCCAGCCGACGGAUCUCAGCCAAGGUCGCCCUGGCCCACCCGUACUUCUCAUCCCCGGAGUCCUUCCCAGCCGCCCGCCAGUGUGUGCUGGAGCGUUUUUGCUGUUGAAAACGCCAAGGCCCAUCCCUCGGGUCCUCGAGGGCAGCUGCCUCCCCACCCAUUCCCGACGGGAGACCAAAUUCGGGAGGGAGCGAAGCUCUAAGGCAUUUGGCAUCAGCCAGCAGAGGGCUGAGCGUGGGUCAGUCCUGCCUGCAGGUUAGAGAGUUUUGUUGUUGCUGGGUUUGAUGGUGCCGUUUCAGAAUAGGGGCCCAGAUGCUCCACGCACGAGGGGGUACGUUAGAGACCGGUCCGCUGGCACUGGGACAACAGGUGCCGCGUGGAGAGCAGGGGCCUGCCUGGCUGCAGCUGCUGAGCCAGACCCCGAGGGAGGGGCGCCCCCUGCUGGUCAUUUUGGAUUUAAACUGUUUGGGGGAAGAGUUGAGUCUCAAGUUAAAACAGGAGGGAGAGGGCGUUUUCCUGACCCAGGAGAGGUCAGGGCGUGUGUGGCUGUUCUAAGGAGUUGUCAUUUCACCUAAGAUAUGCUUGUGUUGGUUUGCUUCUGGCUUGACAAACAGAAAAUAAACGGGAUACAUUUCUGA